Messenger RNA from Penicillium waksmanii, 1824 nucleotides. RefSeq names its product transcription factor domain-containing protein. Gene Ontology annotation, biological process: regulation of DNA-templated transcription; DNA-templated transcription. The transcript is spliced from 3 exons. The record is from RefSeq and is a predicted model, not a curated record. Gene Ontology annotation, molecular function: DNA-binding transcription factor activity, RNA polymerase II-specific; zinc ion binding; DNA binding. The coding region runs from base 1 to 1824 and encodes 607 amino acids. Lineage: Eukaryota; Fungi; Ascomycota; Eurotiomycetes; Eurotiales; Aspergillaceae.
AUGGGGUUUGCAGACACUGGAGAGGAAGUCGGCCUACCUAAGCAACACAAUGAACCUCCGGGGAUUUUUCGACGAAGCCUCAAUACGUCUUGUUUGAAUUGUCGAAAACGUAAAGUCAAAUGUGACGCUUCUGAAGGACGUGGAUGCAGCUCAUGCGAGCGAUAUGCAGUCGAAUGCAGGCCCCAUCCAACCCAGAACCAACAGAGACGAUCAAGGAAACGUCAAGUCUAUGAAGCAAAGAGAUCCCACAUCAAUGAAGCGGGUCACAAAAACAAUCAACCUCCCACUACAAGCCAGGACGCUAUUUCUGGGCCCUUUGCUCACUUCCGCACCGAAAAUUUAUCAAAGUUCUUUGAGACUGGUGUUUUAUCCUCCCGGUGGGAAGGAUUUGAAGAAAACGGAACCGUUCGAAAUGUGUACAUCGGCACUGACAUUUCCAACUUGUAUCAUCUUGUUCGAGAUUAUGAGCCCCCUGACAAUAACUACAUCUCAUACCCCUUCCCGGCGAUUCGUGAUGAGCUUCCGUGGAAACCACACCCCGAAUUAUCAGGCCAUCACUACUUGUCUUCUGAAGCUCUGAAUGACUUGAGCAGCCUCCCUAUACCGUCAGUUCGCGAUGCUUUGAUUGAUACCUACUUCAAUGAUAUCCAUCCUGGAUGCCCAAUAAUCGACGAGGCCGACUUUCGUCGACGAAAUGCGGACCCGGAAAACCCCCCCGCCGUUACUGUCGCUACUUCACGUGGAAGCAUAACUGCCGUUCUUUUUCGAAGAGCUAAAACUCUUUUUGAGCUUAAACACGAAAAUGACCGGGUUGAUCUCAUUCAAGCUGCAAUUCUUCUCUCUUCACAUGUCGAAAACUCGGAUAACGUCGCUAGCAAUGCCUACAGUUGGAUUGGCGACGCUGUUCGUACCGCCUUCGGCAUGUCUCUGCAUAGAAGAGCAUCACUCCGUUAUGUACCGUCUCAGCGCAAGGGGUAUCACAGAAAAUAUAAAAAGAUUUGGUGGAUGCUUUUGCAUAGUGAGGUCCUCCUAGCACUUGAACAUGGAAGGCCAUGUAUGAUUCGCCCAGAAGACUUUGACAUUGGGCCCCUUGAGGAUGAUGAUUUCAGCAAUAUGGAUGACUCACAGGAUCAACUCGUUAAUCGUGAUUUCUGUUGUCUUUUGUCUGAAACUUCCAUAGCUGCCUUGGAAGUUGUCCAUGCUCGUGCACCGAGAGCCCAGAACACCGAACUGGGAGUUACGAAAAUUGAGCAAAGCUUGGCCUCAAUAGCACUGAAAAUACCUCUCUGUCACGACUUCUGGUCUUGUCAGCUCCGGAUAACCUACAGUUUGGUUGCAUUGAGCUUUCAUCGGACAAGUCAACAAUUACACGCAUUCAAGCUUUGUUCUGAGGAGGCAUCAAAUAUCCUCACCACUUUCGAGGCUAUGGUCAUGCAGGACACAAUUCGACAGUGUCAUCAAAGCAGCACGGCAGCCUUGAUGGGAGCUGCCAUCCAGUUCUCUCGAGAAGUCAGAGCAGGCAUUGGGGAAGGCUCCAUAAUGAAGUCCAUUUCGGCACAUGGGCAACUGAAAAGACUGCUUGCCCCAGCCAAGAAGCUUUUCCCAUAUUUUACACAGGGCGAAACAAUAUGUAGGCUUUGCGAAAAUCUGCUUAUCCAUGCUGAGGCGAUAAUCAAAGACUUCCAAUUGCAGCAUCUGGCCCAUUCUACAUUGCAUAUUCCCGAGGAGCCCAAUCUCAACUGGGUCGACAUCAUGACGAAUUACUGCAUGCCGGAUAUUGAUAUUGGACUUGAGACGUGCGGCUGGUCAAAUGAUGGACCGUGA